AUGCCCAGGAUGAUCCCUCUCCUGCUGCUGCUGCGCCUGCCCUGUUCAGCCUGUGAGAUGCAGAAGGCAAAAGGCCCCCUGAAUCUGGUCCGAGAUCAAAGCAAUGCAGAAAACUAUCACAGGCCAGGGGACCAGAUCAUCAGCGCGAUCCUUUCUACCAAAUAUACUGUACGUGAAGAGCCCUACAUCUUUUCUAAGCCUCCCCUGACCAUAAUUGACAGAAAAAUGGUUCAGAGGUAUGUCCGGUACUGGCACAUUUUGUCUUUCCUCCUUGCUGUUUGGGAGGUCAAUCAGAGUCCCAAGAUCCUGCCCAACCUCACCCUGGGCUACAACAUCUAUGAGACCCACUUCCAUGGGAGAAUUACAUCUGAUGCCAUGGUGGAUCUGAUUGCUGGAGGGGGAAGCAAUAUUCCCAACUACAGCUGUGGAGAGAGGAAGACCCCACUGGCCAUUGUGGAAGGGGCUGAAUCUGACAUCUCAAUGCACAUUUCAGCCAUGUCGGGCAUCUACAAAAUCCCGCAGCAUCCAAACUCAGAGCAGGAUCGUUGUGUCUCCAAGACUGUGAGCUUCCUCUCUUACACGGACCCUUUGGGGAUCACCCUGGCUUCCAUUGCCUUAUUCUUAUCCUUCAGCACAGGCUGUGUGCUAGGAGUCUUCAUCAAACAUUUGGAUUCUCCCAUAGUUAAAGCUAACAACCGGGAGCUCUCCUACAUUCUCCUUGUCUCCCUCCUGCUUUCCUUCGUGUCCUCCUACCUCUUCAUAGGCCAGCCAAGGAAAGGGACUUGCCUUCUCCGACAAACGGCCUUCAGCAUCAUCUUCUCAACUGCUGUGUCUUCUGUGCUGGCCAAAACCAUCACUGUGGUGCUGGCCUUCCUGGCCACCAAGCCAGGUAACAAAGUGAGAAAGUGGCUGGGAAAGAGAAUGGCCAACUCCAUUGUCAUUUCCUGUUCCAUUGUGCAACUGAUCAUCUGUGUCAUCUGGCUGGGCAUGGCUCCACCUUUUCCUGACACUGACAUGCACUCCCUGCCUGGGCACAUCAUCCUACAAUGUAAUGAAGGGUCUGUGGCCAUGUUCUGCACUGCCCUGGGAUACAUGGGCUUCCUGGCUGCCAACUGCUUCAUGGUGGCCUUCUUGGCCAGGAAGCUGCCAGCAGCUUUCAAUGAAGCCAAGCUGAUCACCUUCAGCAUGCUUGUCUUCUGCAGUGUUUGGUUGUCCUUCGUGCCCUCCUACCUGAGCACCAAGGGGAAGCAUAUGGUAGCUGUGCAGGUCUUCUCCAUCUUGGCCUCCAGUGCUGGGCUGCUGAGCUGCAUCUUUCUUCCCAAGUGCUACAUCAUUGUCGUGAGGCCUGAUCUGGGGUUCAACCAGAGUCCUGACCUCUUGCCCAACCUCACCCUGGGCUACAACAUCUAUAAGACCCACUUCCAUGGGAGGAUCACAUGCGACACCAUGGUGGACCUGAAUGCUGGAAGGGAAAGCAACAUUCCCAACUACAGCUGUGGAGGGUGGAAAAACCCACUGGCCAUCGUGGAAGGGGCUGAAUCUGACAUCUCGAUGCACACUGCAGCCAUGUCAGGCAUCUACAAACUUCCACAGCGCGCUGGGAUGACAGUUAAGAGCAGGAGAAAGACAGAGUAUGACCACUAUGGGCCAAUGUCACCAGAAAUGACACAGUUUUCGCUGAUGGCUUUUGAUUGCUUCUAUUCCAAGCAUGGCUUGUCCAGGAAAGGCUGGACAUGA
Messenger RNA from Varanus komodoensis (Komodo dragon), 1737 nucleotides. RefSeq names its product extracellular calcium-sensing receptor-like. NCBI's taxonomy places the organism in Eukaryota, Metazoa, Chordata, Lepidosauria, Squamata, Varanidae. The transcript has 6 exons. The record is from RefSeq and is a predicted model, not a curated record. Gene Ontology annotation, biological process: G protein-coupled receptor signaling pathway. Gene Ontology annotation, molecular function: G protein-coupled receptor activity. The coding region runs from base 1 to 1737 and encodes 578 amino acids. Gene Ontology annotation, cellular component: membrane.